Molecule: messenger RNA, 1595 nt
Organism: Hydractinia symbiolongicarpus
Lineage: Eukaryota; Metazoa; Cnidaria; Hydrozoa; Anthoathecata; Hydractiniidae
Exons: 1
Coding region: 82-1455 (457 amino acids)
Biological process (GO): potassium ion transmembrane transport
Cellular component (GO): voltage-gated potassium channel complex
Molecular function (GO): delayed rectifier potassium channel activity
Source: RefSeq, a predicted model, not a curated record
GCGCAAAAAAAAACACAAAAAACGUAGCAGGUCACAUUCAAUUCAUCAGUCAUCAAGUGAAGGCGUUCAAGUGAAAAAAGUAUGAGUAAUAGAAAGUUUUUAAAUGUGCAUUUUUGUUCUCUGGUCACAGUAGCGUUAUUACUAUAUGUUUUCUUCAGCAAGGCAGAUGAUACAAUUUUAUUACGAGUUGCUUACUUGGAACAAAAGCCUUUUAUUUUUACAGUGAACAACAACACAAAAGGUGUAUUGGCUGACAUAAUGACGAAUGGUCAACAGCACUGCCAAACUGAAUCAUCAAGAGUUGAAAUUAGUUUUGUAAAAACGGCCUCAUCACGAAAAGAAUACAACCAAAUUUUACUACAGAAUAUUUCUACGCAUUUCAAAGAUAACAUUACCACAUUAUGGAGUCCAGUUUUGUUUUCAAGUGAAGCUAGUCAAGACCUGAUGAAAAUGCAACCUGACCACUUGCUCUAUCAAAUUAUGAUAUCAAAACACAUGGUAGUUGUUGUGCGAAGGUACAGAAUAGAACUACUCUUUAAAACAUGGCAAGGACUUCUGAAUAGCAGUCAGGUUGCCAUCGUGACCAUUCUAACUGCUAUUUGCGUUGGCAUUCUUAUUUGGUUUGUCGAACGGAAAAGAAAUCUUGAGAUAUCAGAGUCAUUUUUCAAAGGAGCACCAACUGGAAUUUGGUGUAGCUUAGUCACAAUGACUACAGUUGGAUAUGGAGAUGUUGUUCCGAAACACUUCAUAAGUCGUAUUCUUAUCAGUGCUUGGAUUCUUCUCGCUUUGUCUAUGGCUGCGAUACUUACAGCAACAGUUUCUGAGAACGUCUCAGGUGUAUCAGGAAUAGACAUAAAAAAUCAAAUGGUGGCAGUCUUGAGCAACUCAACAGAAGCACAUGUGGCGAAAAAAGUGUAUAACUCCAAACUGAUUCUCAAGGAAUCUUAUGAAGAAGUAAUCGAGUUGGUGCGUACUGAUUCAGUUUAUGCAGCAUUGUUAAAUGCAGAUGUGGCAGCUGCAAUGCAAAGUGAUAUCAUCAAUGAUAAAAAUGAAAAUCCACUUCGAAUUGUCAAACAAAUAAAAUAUGAUCAAGUUAUCUACUCUGCUGUACAAAAAGAUUUAAAUGGAGACAGUAGAGCUGGUGGGGUGAUCAGGUGCAUGAAUUAUGAAAACUACGACGAUGUAAUUGAGAAAGCUGCUUCUGAUAAUCAACGUUACUGCAAAAUUGAUGUCUUAUACAAUGCUAACGUCAGUGAUAUGUUUAAAGAGAAUAAAUUCACUUGGAGUUUAUGCAUUAUUAUUGGAGUGUUGAUUGUCGUUGGUAUAAUGUUGGAAAUUCAACUCAGAUUAAUUAAGGGGAAAAUUUCUUCGAAAGAGAAUAAGAAGACUGGGACAGCGUCAAUUAUAAGAGAAGAACUUCAUAGAGUUAAAAUGGAGAUUCUAAAUGAAAUCUAAUGUACUGUUGUGCCGUAUUUGUUUCAACAUUUUAGACUAAUAGUUAAGAUUUUUCUAAAAUCGUAAAUAAUCACAUGUUUUACUUUGUAUCUGUUUGCUUACACACUCGUUGAAGCAGAUGUAAAUUUUUGGUAUUAUAU